This is a messenger RNA of Trematosphaeria pertusa, 1163 nucleotides long. Its product is annotated as NHL repeat-containing protein. The transcript has 2 exons. NCBI's taxonomy places the organism in Eukaryota, Fungi, Ascomycota, Dothideomycetes, Pleosporales, Trematosphaeriaceae. The coding region runs from base 250 to 1146 and encodes 298 amino acids. The record is from RefSeq and is a predicted model, not a curated record.
CGGUUCAGAGGAUCUACAAUUACAGAUAGACAUAGAGACCGAUUGCAGCGCUGCAAUUGGACGUUUGGAACGGAUUCGUGGUAAGCCCAGAGCCCUUGGCAAAUAUACCGUUUGAUCUCUCCUUUCCCUUCAUCUAUUUCGCUCCAUGAAGCAGCAACAUAUAUGCUGCUUCCCCGGUUUGCGAAAAUGUAGAUCCAACGUUUCUUUCUACCAGCGUUUCUCACCUCCAACUGCCCAUCGAUCGUCAAGAUGCGUCUCAGCUCGGUUCUCGUGCAAGUUCUCUCCCUCACUGGCUUGGCCUCCGCCGUAGCGCUUGGAAAGAGGCAGUCGACUACCCAGGUCUACAAAUUCUCUUCACCAAAGAGCGCCGAAGGCAUCGCAGCCCGCUCGAAUGGCAAUCUGCUCGUUUCCUUCUUCGACAAGGGCGAGAUGUGGGAAAUCGACACUGCCAAGAAGACUGCCGCUAAGAUCGCAACGUUUACCGAUACGACAUGCUCUGCAGCCAUAGCGGAGGUCGCCCCUGAUGUUUUCGCCGUGGUGGCAGGGCAAUACGCGCAAGCGGGUGGUAACAAGCCGGGAUCGUGGGGUAUCUGGAAGGUGGACUUCACAAGCGGUUCCCCAGUUACGUCGCUCUUGAAGAAGGUUCCGGAGUCCGGCUUCUGGAAUGGCUUGACUGCGUUCAGCAACGACACUAUCUUGAUUGGAGACGCGAGCAAGGGUGCAGUCUGGAGAAUGAAUAUCAACACUGGCGAGUACAGCAUUGCUAUCCAGGAUGCCUCUAUGGCGCCGUCUUCGGGCAUGCCGAUGGGCAUCGACGGCGUCCGCUACGCUAAUGGCAGCAUCUACUACACCAACAUCUUCGCCAACAGACUCUACAAAGUCGCCGUCGACUCAACCGGCAAGGCCACCGGAACCCCGACCGCCAUCUGGACCAACCAGAUGGCCGACGACAUGGCGGUUGGUCCGGAUGGCUCUGUCUACGUUGCAGCUUCCAACGGAAUCAAGAAGGUGACGAGCAGCGGGGAAGUGAGCAAUGCGGUCACGGUCCAAAGCGCAACAUCGUGCACUUUUGGCAAGACCGAGGCGGACAAGAACACGCUUUAUAUUGCUGGAAGCAACGGUGUGAUUUCCUCCGUUAAGGUUUAAGCGUGUUCGCCAUACGG